AUGAAGACGAAGGCCAAGGUCAACAAGAAGAGCAAGCUCGUCGUGACCUUUGACGCAGACAAGCGCAAAGACUACCUCACGGGCUUCUCGAAGCGCAAGCAGGAGCGCCGGCGCUUCGGCCAUGACAUGGAAGCCUUCAAGAAGCAAAAGAUCCUCAUCGAGCAGCGCAAGAUUCGCAAGGCCGAGCAGAAGAAGCUCAUGGAGAGCAUCCCGGAAGUCGCUGAUGUCAAGCACGUCGCCGAGGACGACGACAAGGCGGUCGUCAACUUCGACGACGCCCACACACAAGACAAGUUCGGCAACGUCGUGACGGUCACGACGACCGUCGGUGAGCUCAAGAGCGACUCGGAGGACGAGCUCAGCGACGAGGAGCAAGAGCAGCUGCUGGCGCACCUCGCCAAGAAGAAGGAACGUGCGAACCGCGACAAGCAAAUGACGCUCUUCCAGCGGAUACAGCAGAAGCGCAAGGGCAUUGCGCUCCCGUCGAAGCGGUCCAAGAUGAAGGCCGCCCGCGAGAACGCGGCGCGCAACAAGGGCAAGGGCGCCAAGGUCGUCGUUUCCAAGAAGGGCGGGAAGGCCGCCGCCGAAGAAGAGGCGCCCAAGGAGCGCAAGAAGGGUCCGCAAAAGGGCAAGCGCGGCCGCAAGUAAGCCUGUAUACGACACCUCCUUUGCCAUGUCUGUAUCGUUCAACAUCCGAAUAUUGCUCGAG
Saprolegnia parasitica CBS 223.65 is the source of this 709-nucleotide messenger RNA. RefSeq lists its product as hypothetical. The record is from RefSeq and is a predicted model, not a curated record. The transcript has 5 exons. Gene Ontology annotation, molecular function: RNA binding. Gene Ontology annotation, cellular component: nucleolus. Lineage: Eukaryota; Oomycota; Saprolegniomycetes; Saprolegniales; Saprolegniaceae. Bases 1 to 648 code for a protein of 215 amino acids.